AACACACCAACCAUGUCUAUCGUGAGAAGGAGCAGUGUGUUCGACCCCUUCGCCGACCUCUGGGCUGACCCCUUCGAAGCCUUCCGCUCCAUCGUCCCUGCGAUGUCGGAUUCCGACACCACCGCCUUCGCGAAUGCUCGCAUGGACUGGAAGGAGACCCCUGAGGCACACAUGUUCAAGGCGGAUCUUCCUGGCGUGAAGAAGGAGGAGGUCAAGGUGGAGGUGGAGGAUGGUAACGUGCUCGUUGUCAGCGGCGAGCGCACCAAAGAGAAGGAGGACAAGAACGAGAAGUGGCACCGCGUCGAACGCAGCAGUGGCAAGUUCGUCAGGCGCUUCCGCCUCCCGGAGAACACCAAGGUGGAGGAGAUGAAAGCCGGGCUGGAGAACGGCGUGCUCACCGUCACCGUGCCCAAGGUUGAGGUCAAGAAGCCCGAGGUGAAGGCCAUCGAGAUCUCUGGUUGA
Molecule: messenger RNA, 462 nt
Organism: Lolium rigidum
Lineage: Eukaryota; Viridiplantae; Streptophyta; Magnoliopsida; Poales; Poaceae
Product: 16.9 kDa class I heat shock protein 1-like
Exons: 1
Coding region: 13-462 (149 amino acids)
Biological process (GO): response to heat; protein complex oligomerization; response to salt stress
Source: RefSeq, a predicted model, not a curated record